GUAACAUUUCCAAGGAUGUACGGCGUCCCUGAAGGCAGCAGCCGUCACACAGAUGGCGGACGGUGUAAACAGAGGCAGCAGCGUCGCCGGGGCCGAAGUGAAAGCUCCGCGUUCAACAUGGACAGCGUAGAGUUCGAGCGGCUGGACAGCCUGGAGGGCUGGGUGGCCGUCAAAAGCAACAUAUUCGAGGAGCACGAGCCCUUCAAGCUGGGCUUCAUCGUUCAGUGGAACGUCAUCGAGUCGAAGUUCGCAGUGACGUGCCACAACCGGACGCUGCAGCGGCAGAGACGCAAGGCGGAGGUGGCCCCCGACGGCGGCGGCGGCAGCAGCGGCGACCCCCAGAUGAGCUGGGCAGGACUCUUCUCCGUGGACGACCUGAGACACGUCCACCAGCAGCUCGCGUGCGUGGCGGACGUCCUGGGGGGAUGCUUCCCGGACCUGUCCGACUUCGAGGAGAGCAACAUUUGGGAUGUGCUGCUGCUGAACCGGAAGUCGGGUCCAGAGGGCGACGAGCAGCGGGACUUUGACGCGCCGUGCCGGGGGCUGGAGAAAUACUUCAGCGCGGCCAUCGACCUCUGCGGCCGGAAGAUCGUCCUGGAGACGCUGUUCGCCCAGGACGAGAGGGACGUCGACGAGUACUUCGAGAACCUGCAGGAGUUCAGAAAGAAGACCAUGCAGGAGGAGAUGUCCAGGGCCAAGGGUCACCUGAAGGAGUGGCUGCAGAGUCACAGCACUACUAACGGGAUGGUGGCACUGCUGGGCAUCUAUGAGCAGGAAGACGAGGCCUAUCAGGACCUGGUCACUGUUGCCACCACCUUCUUCCAGUACCUGCUGCAGCCUUUCAGGGACAUGAGAGAACUGGCCUGCCUUUACAAGAUGGAGAUUCUGAAGACUUUGGAGUUUGAGGACUUGGGUCCCAAGAGAAUUGCAGCCCUGGAGGCGGAGGCGGAGGAGUGGAGAGUGAAGGCGGAGGAUGCUGUCGCCUCCAUCCAGGACAUCACUGUCACCUAUUUUGCACAGACUUCAAAGGCCCUGGCUGGCAUGGUGAAACAAAUGGAGGAGGACAAGAAGCGCUUUGGACCGGCCGCCUGGGCGUCUGCAGCUCCCCGACUGGAGAAGCUGCGCUUCCUUUUAGCUAAAGAAACCCUGCAGCACAUGCGAGCCGCAGAGAUGUGCCUCAGCCGCAAGAAAGAUACCAUCAAAGAGAGGCUGGAGAGCUUGUCGGGAGGAGUCCAGAGCCGGCAAACGGAUCGGGGCUCUGCGUUUGAAGACGGUCUGAAACACGACACGGUGGACCAGCUUGAACUGCAGUUCUAUGAAACCCAGCUAGAACUGUACGACGCCAAGUUUGAGAUCCUGAAGAAUGAGGAGCAGCUGCUGGUGGCUCAGAUAGACACCCUGCGCCGACAGAUUAAAGAGCUGAAGGAGGAGGUGGUGUACUAUGAUGUGUGUGAGGACCCAGAGGAGCUGCAUAGCAUGGUCCACACAGCGUUUCAACAGGCAGAGCCUCCGCUAAUCCGUCAGCUCAAAAGACGCCUGCAGACCCUGGAGACCAAGAGGGGCAACAUCUGCGCUCGCAGGGCUUAUCUGCGCAACAAAAAGGAUCAGUGCACGGAGGCCCAGGAGCAGAAGCAGACGGCAGCCAAGCAGAGCUCCUCGCUCUUCAACCAGCAUCACCAGGUCCACCUGAAACGGGAGAAGAGGAAAGAGGAGGAGCAGAGGAGGAAGCAGUGGGUGGAUCAGGAGCGAGAGAAGACCCUGAGCAGAUUACGAUCCUUUAGAGAGAAGCGACAGGGCCAGUACAUCCUGAAGACUCCUCAGUCCAGGAGGUCUCCCUCUGAAGUCUCCUGUCCCUCCCAGCCCAUGUCCAUCAUCAGCCUUUCGCCUUCAGCCUCUCCUGACGAGCCGUCGUCCAUCCGCCCGGCACCCAGACGCAGUAAAACCCCCAAAAAGCAGCAGCCUAAAGAGAUCCCUGUUCAGAUCUUCUCUGCGCCGCCGCCGCCAACAUUCACCUGCCCCACUGCACCGCCUCCUCCUCCUCCUCCUCCUCCACCACCCCCACUUCCACCGCCGCCUCCUGCCGUGCCACCUCCGUCUGUCCGGGCUUCAUCUUCCCCCAAGGACACACCGAUGCCUCUCAGCGAGAAAGAGGAGCCUCCUUUUCCAGCCAAGAACAUGCUCAAACAAAAUAUAGGAACGAUGGACGAAGUGUUGGCCUCACUGCAGCGCGGGCAGGUUACGCUCCGUAAAGUCCCCGCUGCUCGGACCGGCACAGGGGAGAACCCGAGGAGCAAUCUGAUGUCCGCCAUCCGGCAGGGAGUCACGUUGAAGAAGGUGGUUCCCACGCGAGAGGAAGUCCCGAACAGCGCAGACAACGAGUUAGAGCGCAGCAUCAAGGCCGCCAUGAUGAGGAUGAAGAAGGUGGCGGCCGAUUCGGACGACGAGGACGGAGGUGACGAUGACUCCCAGAACGCAGAGUGGGACAGCUGAGAACACGAGGCUGGAGAUGAAGCUGUGCCUGACGUGACCCACCACCCACCAACACCACCCCCCCCCCCCCCCCCCGCUCUUUUUCUUCAAUCCGAAGCUUGCGCUGUAGCCAGAUUUAACCAAAAACGCUGCUUCUCCUGACAAGGCCGGGGAUUACGCCUCCUCUGACUGAGACGCUUUAGUUUGUUGGAGCUGUCACACACUAAUCCCAUCGGUCCUCCUAAAGUAGCACUAAGAUGUAAGCGAUCCAAAACAGCUCCGAUUCCAACUAAGUAGUAAGCGACCGCAUCAGGAUUAAAUCUCUGAAACCUUUUGUGGUGGGGAGAUUUCUCAAAGCCAGUGGCCAAAGGGGAUGCUGUCGUCGGCGGUUACCGCAGCGCAGCGUGUGAAGGAAACCUACGCAGCCGCCCGCCUGAAGGCCUUUUGUGGGACUGCCGCUCAGCAGGGGGAGAAACCCAGUCCCCUCUCAUUUCUGAAUCUUAACUCGUUAUCAUGAAUGUAGCAAAGAAUGCAUUUCCUCGGAGCGAACGCAGCGACUGCUCAGCAACAGAGCAGCUGCUGCUCGCCGUUUGCCGUCUACACACACACAGCCUUCAGAAGCUGCCGUCUCGUCCGAAACGGCUCAACUUAUAAGACUUUUGUCUAGAAAGAAAUCUGAUUGUUUCUUCGUGAUGCCAUAAAAAAAACACAGUUAGAAACGCAAUAUAUUUUUAAAAUAAAUACUUAUGAUCAAUGACGGAGCUUCUUCUCUUCCAGGUCUUGGUUUGAAAUGAUUUCCGACAAACAUUAGAGGGUUCAGAGUAAAUAAAAAUGUCUGUUAAAUGAGCUGGAAAUAGCUGCACUGGAAACACAUGCACUACUGUUUUAUUAAAAAUGAAACCAACAUGAAA
Messenger RNA from Fundulus heteroclitus (mummichog), 3380 nucleotides. Its product is annotated as WASP homolog associated with actin, golgi membranes and microtubules. Gene Ontology annotation, cellular component: endoplasmic reticulum-Golgi intermediate compartment membrane; cytoplasm. Gene Ontology annotation, biological process: endoplasmic reticulum to Golgi vesicle-mediated transport; Arp2/3 complex-mediated actin nucleation. The record is from RefSeq and is a predicted model, not a curated record. The transcript has 11 exons. Lineage: Eukaryota; Metazoa; Chordata; Actinopteri; Cyprinodontiformes; Fundulidae. Gene Ontology annotation, molecular function: actin binding; Arp2/3 complex binding. The coding region runs from base 16 to 2490 and encodes 824 amino acids.